AUGUCUAAUAAUCCAUCAUUUGAUGAAAUAGCUCCGGAUGCCAUAUCCCCCGGGGAUACACACACGGGCAGAGGAGAUCAACUACAACCCAUAGAUACAGUUAUUGCAUUACACGAUUUUCCUGGGUCACAGGAGUCGCAUUUGUCAUUGACCUUGGGUGAUACUGUUUAUGUUUUAGCCAAGUCCGCCACUGGUUGGUGGGAUGGCGUAAUUUUUGAUAAUGACGAUGAGCUACGUAGAGGAUGGUUUCCUAAUACCUAUGUUAGGUCAGUGAACUAUGUUCAACCCGUACUCAAAAAGAUGAAGGACAAUAAAGAAUUGGAUUCAAUAACGGCAGCCAACACAGCCGCAAAUGUCUUGAUCCCUUCAUUUACAAGCCUCUUGCAAAAGAAUCUUUUGGAUUCGGAAAAGAAUUCCCCAUCGAGUGCUACUCGUAAAAAUUCAGUUGUCAGCUUUGCUAGCUCAGAGACGAGUAUCCCGUCCGAUUCGAAGAAUACGACUCAACAACAACAACAACAGCAAGGACUCAAAAGUUCGGAUAUAGACAGCUUACCAAAGCGCCCGUCAUUUAGCCAAAGCAUGAGUCAAGAGACUCAAACGUCUCACAGUGACAUGAGCUCUUUGCAAAAGCUUCACCUGUCUUCCUUGACUAACACGGAAGAAUUAACGCUUACGAGUCUGGAAGAAGCAGAAUACUUGUCAGAAGAGUACAGGACCAGGAAUAACACAGCCGUGACUUGGUUACCUCGCUCUACUACGUCGGGAGAUUUUGUUUUCUAUUGUCAACAAUUGAACAUCUACUGUGAAUCGUUACCAUUGUUGUCUUUUGAUCCAUUAAGUUUUCCUCCAAAUUUAGAGUUCCCCGACGCUGAGAAUAUCGAGAAUGUCUUGGCUGUAAACUUAGCUGGCGCUCAAAAGUCGGGCCAUUCGAUAGCACCAAGGGAGGAUUCUAUCACUCCUUCUUUUGACUCGAUAAAGAGGGACUCUAACUCAUCAUUGAGCACCCAGAGUACAAAUGCGUCGUACCAUAAUUUCAGCAAGCCACUCUUUGCUAUGGAUGGGUUGUUCUACAGGCAUGGAUCAGAUGUAACUAAGUGGUCAAUUUUGAGACAGGAGAUUGACUCUUCGCUCGAGUUGUUGAUGAAGGCACUUCUAAAACCAAAGAGAGCAAUGUUUACCACCCACUACUUGCGAUUGAACAAGUUGGUAGCCAUAAUAUGCGCAUCUUCAAGACUUGAUCUGGAUGAUUACGCAAACGGUCAGUUUGAAAGUACGGUUAGGAGGAAGCUCAGAACCAUCUGCCACACCAUGUCCCAUUUGUACUUGAACUGUCUUUUGCAUCUAAAUGACUAUGAGAAUGGAGAGUUUUCUCAGGACUUGGUACGCCUCCAUUCUGCCACUCCUGUACAGGAAGAGUAUAAUCUAUAUAAAACACAGCAACAAUCUUCAGAAGCCAUAGAUACUACAACCCAUGUGGAGAGUGAUGAGGCGAAAUCAACAUUUGAGCGAAUAGAAGCUGAUGUGCUGCUUUUAAAAAAAUGCACGAAUAGUUUUAUUGACAUAUUCAUAAAGUUGACCGAGGAUAAAAUAGUGCUGUCAAGAGACUACGAUUCUUCUGAUAUUUCUGAUGAGGAAGGUGAAGAACGGGCAGAUGUGUUACCCCAGACUUUACCACGAUUCCUUUUAGGAGAAUUUAAUGGUGGUAAUUGGUGCAAUCCGUUUUUUGUUCCCAAGAAUAAUUUUUUGAAUGCUAGUGGAAAUGAACUCAAGAACAAACACCACACUAAAGUGUUACUUGAUCACCAAGUGUUGGAGUCAGUCUCCCGCUAUCUGGCGGAAAUGAUCAAACUUGGGGAAGAGGCAUGUAAUAUUCUUGAAACACAGGUGCCGACAAUUGGUGGCGAGAAUUUCAUAGAGGAGCGGAAUUCCCAAAUUUUGCGACUAAUUUACAGAUUUCUUCAUCAUUCAAGUUCCAUGGUUGACCUUAUGGAAUCUUUUGACUUCACGGUAUUUUGUUUGGUAAAAACAGAUGAAUUUAGAGAGGGAAAGGAGCUCACAAAAAUAAACAAAUCCUUCAAUGCCUUGUCACUAGAGGGUCACCGUCACAGCACUGAUCUCAAUCUAAUGUUUGAUUAUCCAAUUGUGUUGGAUUUUUUCCAGUUUAAACAGGAGUUUCAUAUAUUGGUUCUGCACAUAAUUAUGGCAACUCAAUCGUUAUCUAUUGGUAAAGUUGGUCCAUUAUACAAAGAUUUAGAUAACGAAGACCUUUUAUUUUAUGAUAAGGACAUUUUGAAAGACGAUAAUGAGAAAACAGCCAUGUUAUUGUCGACUGUUCUUCUUGGACGAGCUGAGAAAGUAUACAAUCAAGAAAAUGCCGAUUCUGAAGAUGUUCUAUCGGACCUUUUACAAGAUAGUAUUAGUGCAUGUACUAGUGUUGUUGAAAUUACUCAAAAAUUGAUUGAGGAAAGGGAAACGAUUUUGAAUUAUGCUACACGAGUCAUGCACAAUGAAUUUGACGUGCAGUUGUUAUUAAUGGAAAGAAAUAAUACUUUGUCUUCAGAAAGACUGGAGGAACACUCUUAUUAUAGUGGUGGCCAAGUUAGUGCGAAAGAUGUUCCAUGGUAUUUACAAGGUGACUAUGAAGGUGAUUUGUUAUUGGAUGUGAAGGGAAAUAUCAAGGGAGGUACAAAGGAAGCUUUGAUAGCACAUUUGACCCACCAUGAUAUGUUUGAUAGUCAAUUCAAUACGGCAUUUUUAUUGACUUUUGCCACCAUGAUGCCAUUGGGAGAGUUGAUUAGACUAUUGAUUGAACGUUUUGGUAUUGAGCCACCUGAAGGAUUGGGGUUUGAAGAGUAUAAUAACUGGAUUGUACGGAAGCAAAAUCCAAUUAGACUUCGUGUAAUGAAUAUAAUGAAGUUGUUGAUUGAAAAAAAUUGGUCCCCUUCAUACUUCAAUGAGUCUGCAAUCAAAAGAUGGUUAAGUUUUGCUGAAUCGGAAGCAGUUCAAUCGUUUUCCAUUGGACGGUUGUUGUCAAAUGAAUUAAAGAAUCUUUUAGCGGGAAAGAUCUAUACAGUUGAGAGGCAACCUGUGAUACGUAACACAAAACCACCAGCUCCUUUAACUAGAGGUUCAACAUUUGUGAAAAAGACAAAGUUACUUGAUAUUGAUUAUGUUGAACUUGCUAGACAAUUAACUUUAAGAGAGUUUAAAAUGUAUUGUGCCAUUUCCAAAUUUUCAUGUUUAGCUAAAGUAUGGGGUAAGAAAUCUGGUUUAAAUGAAAGUAUUGAGAGUAUUACCAAAUUUAUCAAAUAUUCGAAUCAAUUGACAAAUUUCGUUGCAUAUAUGAUUUUAAGGAAAUCCGACCCAAAGAAACGAGUUCAAGUAAUUCGUUAUUUUAUUCAAGUUGCUGAAAAAUGUCGUCAAUAUAACAAUUUUUCAUCAAUGACGGCAAUUAUUUCAGCACUUUAUUCAUCACCAGUUCAUAGAUUGAAAAAGACGUGGAAUUUUGCUAGUGCUGAUUCAUUAACAUUAUUGAAAAACAUGAAUAAAUUGAUGAAUUCGAGUCGAAAUUUCAAUGAGUAUCGUGAUGUUUUAAAAUUCAUUGGAUCUGAGCCAUGUGUUCCAUUUUUUGGAGUGUUUUUAUCUGAUUUGACAUUUGUUUUCCAUGGUAAUCCAGAUUAUUUACUUAAUAGAACGAGAAUGGUUAAUUUUGCUAAGCGAGCCAAAACUUGUGAUAUUGUUUCUGGUAUUGAUCGAUUCAAGAAUGCUGGUUAUAAUUUUUUAGAAGUUGUUGAGAUUCAAAAGUAUCUUGAUACGUGGUUUGAAAAAUGUCCUUCUAUUGAAGAACAAUAUCAAUUGUCUUUGGCUUUGGAGAAGAAAAACUAG
Messenger RNA from Lodderomyces orthopsilosis Co 90-125, 3885 nucleotides. It is a transcript of the gene CSC25, whose product is annotated as Ras family guanine nucleotide exchange factor. Gene Ontology annotation, biological process: positive regulation of GTPase activity; Ras protein signal transduction. The transcript has a single exon. Gene Ontology annotation, cellular component: plasma membrane. The coding region runs from base 1 to 3885 and encodes 1294 amino acids. Lineage: Eukaryota; Fungi; Ascomycota; Pichiomycetes; Serinales; Debaryomycetaceae. Gene Ontology annotation, molecular function: protein binding; guanyl-nucleotide exchange factor activity. The record is from RefSeq and is a predicted model, not a curated record.